This is a messenger RNA of Pteronotus mesoamericanus, 3595 nucleotides long. RefSeq names its product TSPY like 1 (gene TSPYL1). The transcript has a single exon. Gene Ontology annotation, biological process: nucleosome assembly. Gene Ontology annotation, cellular component: chromatin; nucleus. Gene Ontology annotation, molecular function: chromatin binding; histone binding. Lineage: Eukaryota; Metazoa; Chordata; Mammalia; Chiroptera; Mormoopidae. The coding region runs from base 101 to 1414 and encodes 437 amino acids. The record is from RefSeq and is a predicted model, not a curated record.
CCGGCGGGUGGGUGGUGCCAGCGGUCCCUUUACAGCUAGCGCGGCUUCUGUGAGGAAAACAGACGUUAAUAAACCUUCGGUUGGUCUGGCUGCUACCAACAUGAGCGGCCUGGAUGGGGUCGAGAGGACCCUUCUCCUCCAGGCCUGCAGCUCCACUACUCCUGACCAGGCCCCAGGAGACCCCGACCCACACCCGAGCCUGAAGCUCCGCGAUGACACCAAGGCGUCACAGGUGAUGGCGGAGACGGGUGAGGGAGGCUUGGAGGUGGUCGUACUCCCACAGCCCCAGCUUUCAGAGGACGGCGGACCCUUCCACGAUCCCGCGGGCUGUGCCCAUAGUCCCCAGAUCCGAGUCGGUGGGGAUCGCGGUGACGGAGUGGCUGAAGCGGGGCUAGACGAGGCUCCGCCUCCCUCCAGAGGCCUGGGAGCCGAGUCUGUGUCCAUGGCAACGGACGGCGGCUUUAACAAUGGCUGUCAGCUUGGUGAGCUGCGCGGCCCAGGCGCGGAGAAGGCCUUAGAAACUUGUGGCGCAGAGAGGUCGGGGUCCGAGGUGGUGGCAGAGGCUGAGGCCGAAGAAGUGAACACUGAAGUGAACACCAUCUUCUCAGUAGCAGUGGAUAAUGAGGUGAUGGAAAAGGAAGGAGUGAAGGAAGAGAAAGUAGUGGAGCAGGAGAUGGAGGUAGAGAAGACAGUAGGUGAAGAAAUAAAAAUGGCGGAGGAAAACGGAAUGGUAGAGGAGGUGAAGGAGGAGGCAGGGCCCCAGCCCCUGAAUGUGAAUCUCCGCAUGAACCCCCUGGAGGCCAUCCAGCUGGAACUGGACACUGUGAAUGCUCAGGCUGACAGGGCCUUUCAACAACUGGAACAUAAGUUUGGACGGAUGCGUCGACACUACCUGGAGCGGAGGAACUACAUCAUUCAGAAUAUCCCGGGCUUCUGGGUCACUGCCUUUCGGAACCAUCCCCAGCUGUCCCCCAUGAUUAGGGGCCAAGAUGCAGAGAUGUUAAGAUACAUAACCAAUUUGGAAGUGAAGGAAUUCAGACACCCGAGAACUGGCUGCAAGUUCAAGUUCUUCUUUCGAAGAAACCCCUACUUCAGAAACAAGCUUAUUGUCAAGGAGUAUGAAGUCAGAGCCUCUGGCCGAGUGGUGUCUCUUUCCACUCCAAUCAUAUGGCGUAGGGGCUAUGAACCCCAGUCCUUCAUUCGCAGGAACCAAGACGUUGUCUGCAGUUUCUUUACCUGGUUUUCAGACCACAGCGUUCCAGAGUCUGAUAGGAUUGCCGAGAUUAUCAAAGAGGAUCUGUGGCCAAAUCCACUGCAAUAUUACCUGCUUCGUGAAGGAGCCCGUAGAGCCAGACGUCGCCCAAUAAGGGAGCCAGUGGAGAUCCCUAGACCCUUUGGGUUCCAGUCUGGUUAAACUUUUCCUUGGGACUACCCCUGCAGAAAUCCCCUAAGACCUCUUGCUGGACCUGUGCUUGGGCAACAGAAAUGGGUAUGCCUUCUACUUUUUUGUUUUCCUGACAUUUCCACAACAUUUUUUUCUCUGGACGUUUAGUUCUCUCAGUCUCAAAGCUGAGACCUUCAUGGCCGUGCUUCUCACUCUGCACAGCCUGGCUUCUCCACUUCUAUACAACCUUCAUGCUGUUCUGCCUUAGUGUAACAUGCUGCAUGACCAUGAAUUUACUAAUAAGCCAAGUAAAUGAUGCUCUAAAUAGCACCGCCUUUAUCUGCACUGCUUGGACCCUGUUUGUUUCCAGGACCGCUGGUCUGGCUCUUACCACUUGGAAUUGUAGCUUUUUCUAGGAGUGCAUUCUACCCUUAUGCUCUGCAGUGCAGGCAUAUAGCCUGUGGACAUUUGCAGGACAUUAAUGAUAUAUCAAGGGAGAGCAGCAGUGGGCCACUUGGUCUUUGUGACUUAUGUGACUUCAUUGCUCCCCUUGCACCUCUGCUCACCACCUAUUGUUGCCUGCUUCUGGCUGUGCCCACCCCUCUUAGCUGCUGCCUACUGGAUGAACAUCUUUCCCAGAUCAUUGUCAGCCAGAUAUUUGGUAAACCAGAAUCCCCAGAACUGGUGGUGCACCCGUUUCCUUCUAGCAAAAGAUUCCUUUCCCGCCCGUUCAUUCCUCUACCCAAAAGACAUCUCAAAUCCUCACCCCUUCUUUGCUGGACCCCUAUCAUCUAGGAACCCUACUGUCAGGCAAACGGUUGAGGUGACAGGUUAGACCUUGUCCUCAUGACAAGAGUAAGGAUGGUGUUCAGGCUUUCUCAACCUCAACUAGUGAAUUCACACAAAACAUAGCUACCCGUUUGUACCUCCUUUUCUUAUCCUGUACAUGAUUGUCAAGAUAACAGUACACUUUCUGUGUGUCACUUAUCUCAAAAUAAAAAUAAAAAUAAAGAUGGCUUAGAAACAUCUGCAAAAGCAGACCUUUUAGUUUAAUUUAGCUCUCUCCAUGAUUUCCAGGGACAGCUUGUCUUGUAAAGUAGAGUGCCAGAACUCUUUAUUUCCCUCUGCUUUCUUCCCCACCCCCCAACACCUGGAAGAUUUAAGGGAGACAGAUCUAGAUUUAAGGGAGACAGAUCUAGAUGGAAUUGGAAGUGUUAUCUAGUUCAUAAUGGGUACAAGAACUAAAGAGACUGUGAUGGGUGCCCUAGGCAGGGGAUACUGAACAAAAGACCAGGCAAAAAUAAGCCAGGUAAAAAUCAGGCCUAAAAUUAAGACUGGCUGACAGAGUGUUAAAGAAAAGUUUUGUGUUGUUUUUUCUUUCCCCCUAUGUUAGUGGUGAUGAGAGGAGAAAUACUUUUUCUUAGAAUACUUUUUCCAUGGUAGAAUUGAAGGAGAAUGGAGUGUUAAAUUGUUGCCUAGGGAAGAGUUCUUUAAAGAAAAAAACAACUUUAGAUGCUUUCUCUCUUGUUUUCAUUUGAUUUAAUUUAUGUAGAAGAUAAAUAUUGUGGCCUUCAUCUAACUAGUAUUUAGUAAAAUCCUGUUAUUUUCUGUGUUUCUGCUUACUGGGAAAAUUAAGCUGUAUAGGCUUUCUUUUCUUUCAUUUUGCACCAUUUAGUAAAAUAACAGUCUUACUUUCCAGUACGACAUAGAGACUUAAAUCAAUACUCAUAAUGGUUUUCAACUUUUUUCUGUGAAAACAGCAUUUUUAGAAAUAGAAAUAACUUGAACAUGUCAGAUUCUCAAGACUUUGGAAAUUGUUAUCUUCAUGUUAAAAUAACCUGCAAAAAAUAGUGGCUUGUCUUGAUAAUUGCCCUGGUAACAACUUAGUAAUUGUUGUCUCUUUUCCUAAAUAGCUUAAAUACUUGGGAGAUUGCUCUUGUCAAUUUGGAAGUGUACCACUGGCAUAUUUAUCUUUCUAUGUAUGCAUGAUGGUAAAAUAAAACCAUGUUUUUCUGUGAAAGGUCUUAUUUUUCACCCUGCUAACAAACAUGCUUGAAAUUAUUCAAGGUAACAGACUAUGGAGUUUAAUAAAGUUCUUAAAUGGAUACAAUGGCAUUUUCUCAAAAGCAGAAUAAAAUAGGGCACACUACCUUAUCUUGCAAGGUAGGAAGUGAUGUUGCUUUUGUUUGCUUUAAAAUGUCCACGAUUGGA